CAAGUAUUUCCUGCAAAACCCUAUUGUAAACAACCAAAACACACUUAUUUUCCAUCCAGUACAGAAUAAUACUUUUAUGAUAUCAAAACAUUCUCACAUGCCCCGACAAGAAAUGUACCAAUUGCAAAACAAAAACCUGGUCGAAAACAACUGGCAGCUCGUCAGACUACAAAUAAUGUGCAACCACAAAAAAUCUUUGUGCCUAAUAUGAAUACAAUGCAGGACAAGCAACAUGUAUUAUUGCAAGCAAAGUUAAUCAAAUCGGAACAACAUAUAAACAAGACUGUUAUGUAUACUACUACACCAAUUGCUGUAAUCGAUGAUAAAUUGGCUAUCAAAGAUUUGUCCCAUAAAGAACCAAAAGUGAAAGAAGUCAAACGCAGUGCCCACAAUGCUAUAGAACGCAGAUACCGGACAAGUAUCAAUGAUAAAAUUAUUGAACUGAAAAAUAUGAUUGUUGGGGUUGAUGCUAAGUUAAACAAAUCAGGCAUCCUCCGCAAAACAAUAGAAUACAUUCGCUUUCUACAAAAUUCGAAUGCAAAAUUAAAACAAGAAAACAUGGCACUGAAAAUGGCAUCAAGAAAACAAACACUAAAAGACUUGUUAGCAACUGGUGUCAACGAUGACUCCUUCAAAGAUUCAUCCUGCAUCCUAACACCGCCAAGCAGUGACGUAUCAUCACCAUCGUUGUCUCCAACACAGUCUGAUAAUUCCUUACCGUCGUCUCCUGAAUUUUCACACAUGAAAGACGACAUGAACGACGAUUGUAUGUCGCCCGUUCGUGGAAUGUUGGAUCAGUCUCGUAUGGCACUUUGCGCAUUCAUGUUUUUAUUUGUAGCCUUUAAUCCUUUCGGUACGAUGUUGACAGGAUUUAAUGGCAAUGAUGAUAUGAAUAAUGUUAAAACACAGACUGGACGUGGUUUACUUGGAUAUGGUGAAGGUUCUGAAGCCUGGUACUUUAGUCCUGCUAUUUUUCUCUGGUUGUUUAAUUCUGUAAUAAUGGCUCUUGGAUUGAUCAAAGUUUUGGCGUACGGGGAUCCGAUUUUGCCGGCGAAAUCUAAAGAAUCUUCGACGUUUUGGAGACACAAAAAGCAGGCCGAAUUUGAUCUAUCAAAGGGUGAUAUUUCGCUAUCGUCUCAAGAACUAAAAAGAUGUCUACAGGCUUACGGGUGUUCUUUACCAGCAUCCAGAAUGGAAUAUUCGGCAGCAAUAACAUGGCAAUUAUUCAGACUGAUGUUGCACAGAUUGUGGAUCGGAAGAUUUAUUUCUAGACGAGCCGGCGGUCUUUUCGCUGAUGGUCAAUCUCGUGCCAUGGCGUUAUCAUCUGUAAAAGAACUAGCUCUGGUGUAUCAUCGUUUGAACCAAUUGGACUUGGCAAGUGGAUCGUCUAGUGGAGGCCUUUUAUUAUCUUUGGCCGCCGUUAAUUUGGGCGAAGCCGCUUAUAAUCAUAUGCCGGCUGAGGAAAUGGCUGAAAUAUACAUCACGGCUGCUUUGAGGGUGAAGUUAUCGUAUCCUAGCUUGCUACAAGUCUUGUGCAGGUAUUAUCUAAGUGCAGCUAAGCAUGCUCUAAGCUUGCGUUGUGUACAAGCCCCGGCAAGACUCCAAUGGAUUUUUACACCCUUUGGACACAAAUUCUUUUUGAACGAGAACUGGAAAUACGGGCAAGAGGCAAAGGAAUCGAUGUUCAGCAAUUUGGGAAACAAGGCGGAUCCGUUGGCGUACGUUAUGAAGGUGUACAGAGAAAAACUACUAGAAAAAGCCUUGCACGCAAUUGUAACUCCUGAUAGUCAACAUUCGGAGUCUUCCAACAAUUCCCAAUCAUCUAUUACCAAUGCUCUGAUGUACGUUGAAUGGUUGCAGGACAACGUUUCGACGGAGUUGACUGUUGCAAGAACUGCAUCGGUCACCAACGAAGUCUGUUGUGAAGAUGAAAAGGCGCAUUGGUGGUCGUGCAUAACAGGAAUUGCUGCCAAGUGGUUUUCCGGGCUGAAAAACUUACCAGCGUCGUUAUCGGCUAAAGACGAUCCUUUGCCGAGGGCCGUUCUGGCUUCUCUUAAGGCGCGGAAAAUGUUUCUGGAGAAGAAAAAAGUUAAUCUAUCACAUUUCGUUGCUGGUGAUAUCUGGGACAUGCUGAAUAUUUCAGGAAAUUUACUAGAAGACUCGUUGAAUUACACAGCAGUGCAGGAUCCUAGCAAUAUAACUCUGUACGUGCAGCUUUUGUGUUGCGAUUGGAUCCUGGAGACAAGUUACGGUUUGUGGGAAGUCGAAAUUGACACCAAGUCUGGUCUAAAUGUGAAACCAGUUGCUCCAAAUAUUCUAACAAAUUUCCAACGAGAUUUGUCGUCUUUGAGAAGACUUACUGAACGCCUACCGACUGCUUUACCGAGAGUUUUUCUGUACGAAGCAGUUUGCAGACUGAUGGCUGGUGCAGCUCCUGGACCGACCCAAAUUUUACUCGAUAGAAGUUUGAGGCAUAGGAAUUCCAAACCGAGUGCAAUUUGUGGAAAAGAAAAAUCUAGUAAUUCCGAAGGUGGUGAAAGGGAACGUGCAGCAGCCCUUUAUGUAGCCUGUCGACAUUUACCAGCCCAAUUAUUAUCGACACCAGGAGAACGUGCUGGUAUGCUUACAGAGGCUGUUAAAACAUUAGAAAGGAUUGGUGAUCAGAAAAGACUAUACGAUUGUUAUCAGUUGAUGAAAUCGAUGGGGACAGGUUCCAUAACGAAUUAAAAAUACAAACGACAGAUGGUAAGAUUAUCAUAAUUUUAAUAGAUGUUUUAGUAUACUUCAUCAUAAGGAAAAUAAUUUAAUACGUGAAAUAUAAUUUUAUGUAACCUAUUGGUAAAUUAUAUUUUUUUCCUUGCAAUAUUUUAAUGUCCAAUUUUAGUUGAUAAUAUAUAAGUAUUUAGUUUAUUUUUACGAAUGUAUCAUUGAAGGUAUAA
Messenger RNA from Ctenocephalides felis (cat flea), 2939 nucleotides. Its product is annotated as sterol regulatory element-binding protein 1-like. The transcript is spliced from 16 exons. Bases 208 to 2727 code for a protein of 839 amino acids. The record is from RefSeq and is a predicted model, not a curated record. NCBI's taxonomy places the organism in Eukaryota, Metazoa, Arthropoda, Insecta, Siphonaptera, Pulicidae. Gene Ontology annotation, biological process: regulation of transcription by RNA polymerase II. Gene Ontology annotation, cellular component: nucleus. Gene Ontology annotation, molecular function: protein dimerization activity; RNA polymerase II cis-regulatory region sequence-specific DNA binding; DNA-binding transcription factor activity, RNA polymerase II-specific.